CACGGAGGAAGAGGGGGGCAGGUGGUCGAAAACAGGGGAGUGGGAGCGGAAGCAGAGUUGAGAAGGUGUGGUCCACAGAAAACCGGGGAAGGCUGGAGAGCCUGCUGGAGAGAGAGAGGGACAGGGGUGCUGGUUCAGGGAAGGGAGGGGGGAGUGUGCACUCGCUUGUGCUCAGCCUGCCAGAGAAACGGAGCGAGCAGGAUUUGUGUUUGUAAAGAGAGACGGCGGGGCCUGACACGCCACGUGUGCGGGUCAGCAGCGCCGCUUCACACGGCGAGAGCGAUGUGGACGAGCCGGGACCCUUCCAGAGGGGCGAGCACAAAGAGCUGGAGGGGCAGAAAAAGAUGAGCUCAGCAGGGGGAGGGGAGGUGCACUGGGGUCCCCGCACAGGGGUGGGCGAGGGAGACAUAAACAGGCACUGAGCGCCGGGCACGCCAGCGAUUUCCACUUGGUCCCGAGAGAGAGAGAGAGAGAGAGGCAGGGAGACAGCAGGAAGAGUACGAAACCGGGCCGGAUCAAUAAAAACGACGGGAGGUAAGCCGGGUCGAGAAGGAGGAAGACAAAUAAACUUCCCUGCGAACGAAGGGAGAGAAAGCGCCAGGACCUACAGAGCCCUCUGCUCCCGCCCGGCCUCCACAGCGCUGCCCCAUGCAGCCCCAGCGCCCCGUCCCCCAGGCCGCGCCCUCCUCCGUGGGCCACACCCUCCGCGACAUGGCCCUGGGCUUCGGCCGCAACAAGAACCUGCUGGGAGCCAACUUCUCCUACGGGCUGCUCCAGUCGCUCAAGGAGUGCCUGUACUUCCUGCUGUGCUGCUGGUGCAUCAAGGAGAUCCUGGACUGACGGCGGCGGGCCGGGCCGGGCCGGUUCCGAUUCUGGCGCGCCGCCUGCUCUGACACAGCAAUCUUUAGUUUUAACGCGGGCUGAAAUGAAGGAGAAUGAAGUAGACUUCGCAAGCUGAGCUUUGGAAGUGUGCGCGAUGCUGGGGAGCGGUGCGGGACUCUCCCCCCUCCCCCCCCUCUCGAGACUGGGGCUUUUUCUUGACGAGUCACGGUCUCGCCCUGGUCCGCAGCCCUUCGUGAGACAGAAGAACUAAUUCCUAGAAGCGUAUCUUCGUCUCGCUGAGGAAGUGAGCACAUUGCGAGGAGAGAGGGGGGCUGUGAGCCCGGUGACGUGGAAUUCCUGACGGGGGCGCUGCAGGCCGACUCUCCAAACGCGAAAGGAGGGUUUUCAUGGACAAGCCGGCAGUUGAGCUGCCGUUCGCUCGUCUGACAUUUGCGUUUCUGGAAUUUCUCUUCAGUAAAACAGUGGGGAGCAGCAUAAUUUACUAACAGAGCUACAGAUGAACUAGCGAGCACGUUCCCAGGAGCAGUGUCCCUCAAAAGCAGAAGAGAAAAGAGAAAAAGGCGAGUGCGUAAUAAAAGUACACAAUUCCCGGUCUCGGACUGGCUUCACGUUGUUUUUCCAAGCUAAACGGCGCCACCUCGUGGGAUUGCCGAGCUCGGCACCCUCUUUAUUCUGUCCGCGGAGUUCUGAACUGACGGCUGAUCUCUUUUUACACGCUUUGAAAAUGCGCCGUUGCUUUUGCAUCUUCGGCCUGCUAGCAUUUACGUGGUUGCCUCUUUCAAUCAUGAUUUUGUUCAAUAAAAAUUACACGAGUUCCUUAUG
Lepisosteus oculatus (spotted gar) is the source of this 1665-nucleotide messenger RNA. RefSeq names its product lens epithelial protein (gene lenep). Gene Ontology annotation, biological process: multicellular organism development. NCBI's taxonomy places the organism in Eukaryota, Metazoa, Chordata, Actinopteri, Semionotiformes, Lepisosteidae. The record is from RefSeq and is a predicted model, not a curated record.